This is a messenger RNA of Oncorhynchus keta (chum salmon), 6435 nucleotides long. RefSeq names its product protein sprouty homolog 4-like. The record is from RefSeq and is a predicted model, not a curated record. Lineage: Eukaryota; Metazoa; Chordata; Actinopteri; Salmoniformes; Salmonidae. The coding region runs from base 194 to 1153 and encodes 319 amino acids. Gene Ontology annotation, biological process: negative regulation of MAP kinase activity; animal organ development; negative regulation of Ras protein signal transduction. The transcript has 2 exons. Gene Ontology annotation, cellular component: membrane; cytosol.
CAUCGUAUCAAAAAGACCGUGUCCUCACUGCAGUAAGCAUCCAGUGGAUAGUGUUCAAUAAUUUUUGGACUUAGUGUUUUUUCUUUACUUGGGAGAAAUAUAUUUGGAAUAUACAUGCAGUCUUCGAGCUCAAAAGAGAAAUGCGCUGCUAAUCUGGAAAAGACUGCUAGAUGUUGAGCUCUCUGUUUUCUGUAUGAGGGACACAACCACACAGAUGGAGUCGAGGGUUCCCCACCACAUCCCUGGAGUGUCUUCCUCCAUUAUAUCCCAGCCAUUGCGUAUGGUUCCGUAUGGAAGGCUACAGCACCCGCUCACCAUCUUCCCAAUCGACCAGAUGAAGUCCUCUCAUGUGGAAAAUGACUAUAUUGACAGUCCCGCUGUGGUCUCCCAGCAACCCCUCAACCAGAAGGCUGUCAACAGGGGGCCCCACGAGGCACUGCUAGGGGCCCCCCACCUCCCCCAACUGGCGCGCUGCAACCCUCACAACGCCACCACACACCCCUGGAUAACCUUCAGCGGGCGGCCCAGCUCCAUCAGCAGCAGCAGCAGCACCUCGUCAGAGCAGAGGCUGCUGGACCACGCAGCCCCCACCCCUGUGGUGGACCACAACUCCACGGUAGUCACCACCAGGACCCCCUGCUGCGGGCCCAAGGUGCUCACCUCAAAGCCCCUGGAUCUAAAAACUGCUGCCCUGGGGGCUGCAACGGUUGACAAGAAGCACAUGCUGCUGUGUGAGAUUUGUGGGAAGUGCCGCUGUACGGAGUGCACCCUGCCCCGGACCCUGCCCUCGUGCUGGGUGUGUAACCAGGAGUGCCUGUGCUCAGUGCAGAGCCUGGUGGACUCAGCCACCUGCAUGUGCCUGGUCAAGGCCAUUUUCUACCACUGCACAGAGGACGAGGAUGAUGAGGGAUCUUGCGCCGACCGCCCGUGCUCCUGCCACCAGUCUAACUGCUGUGCGCGCUGGUCCUUCAUGGCAGCCAUGUCCCUGGUCCUGCCCUGUCUGGUGUGCUACCUGCCCACCAUGGGCUGUGUCAAACUGUCGCAGAAGUGCUAUGACAAAACCAGCCGUCCGGGCUGCCGCUGCAAGAACUUCCAGCAGGCCUGUAAGAGCAUGGAGGCCAAGGCUGCAGACCAGGAGAAACAGGCCUCAUGAUAGUCAUUGGCUGUUGCCUUAUCAAUACCCUCUGGAUAGGACAAUCCCACCAACCCCUACCCACUGGAUGACUUCCAGAAAACCAUGGUACUUACAAAAGGGUUUACACUUGUCCUUCUUGGUUCGAGUGAUGUUAUUCCACACAAGUCAGAAUAGGUCUGUCAGCUCAAUUGGUUGUCCUAGACAACUGCUUGCCUCAGAACCCAUCUUUAUAAGUACAACAGACUGGCAGAUUUUGUUUCUAAAAUGGCUGAAGGCACAAUUCAUUAUCCCUCUAUACUGCUCUGAAUUUCCAGCUUCAUCAUAGCUAGCUACUCUAUGACACAUUGGACCCCAGUUGUUGUUCUCCAAAAAAAAACACACAAACAAGAAGCCUGCUCCAAAGCAGUUUCCCUCUGUUUAUGCAAACUGUUGAUUUCCUUUUGGGUAGUAAAGGAUACUUCAACUGAAACAGCCACCCACUCUCCCCCAUAUAUGAAAUGUUUCAUUCCCAUACAAGCCUUCCUGUUGCUAGCUUGAUGUUGAGCUCGUUAUGUCAAGGUGGAAAAGUGAGAGGUAAAGUCGUGUGUCUUUGCCCGUCUGAUAUGUAAGGUCAUACCACAACUGAGAGAAAAAUAGUGUUUAGGAUUGCCUGACUUGAUCACUUUCCAUUUCUUUGAGGGGAUUUUUUAAACCUAGCUUUUACCAAUCACUUCAGAAUAAUUGCACGUCAUGCCCUGCAUGAUGUGACGUAGUGGUUAACCCCAGUGCUCGACGUGGAUGUGUUGUAGAAAAACCUCCUCAGGGAUCGUUCCUCAUCAGUAGAAUUUGAUCUAGCAUGUAAAAACUGCCAUUAGCCUAGUUGACUUCACUUUGCACAAUAGGCAAAGAACAGUUUCAAAAGGGCAAAAGGGCAAUUGUGAAUUAUUUAGGAAGAGUAAGUUAAGAGAGGAAAUGGAGGGAAAAUACAGUCUUAGAAAAAAAGGUGCUAUCCAGAACCUAAACGUUUUUUUUGGCUGUCCCCAAAGGAGAACCCUUUGAAGAACCCUUUUUGGUUCAAGGUAGAAACAUUUUGGAUUCCAUGUAGGACCCUUUCCACAGUGGGUUCUACAUGGAACCAAAGGGUUUUAUGUGGAACCAAAAGGGUUCUCCCUGGGACCAAAAAUAGUUAUCUUAUGGGGAUAGCUGAAAAAACGUUUUGAAAAUUUUCUGGAGUGUAGCGUUUUCAGAAAGAGGUCAAGUGAAGCUGUAGCAUAUCUAGCCAGCCUUAGUUAAAUCAAACCUGCCACUUGAACAACCUUUUUAGAUGACGCAAACCCCUUAUGAUGUACUGAAGCACAGUAUUAAGUAUCAAUGCUUAAUGUAUUUUACAUUACCCUGUGAACUACUUUGAGUCCACAUUGUAUCAAAUCAAAUUUUAUUGGUCGCAUACACAUAUCUAGCAGAUGUUAUUGCGGGUUUAGCAAAAUGCUUGUGUUCCCAGCUCCAACAGUGCAGCAAUAGCUAACAAUACACACAAAUCUAAAAGUAAAAUAAUGGAAUUAAGAAAAUCUCAUAAUUUUUGCUGCAGUGUUGAGUUUUUCGUCUGUUAGAAAUAUUAUUUAUCUUUAUUUUCUCAAUCUAUUUUUGCGGCUUGCAUGGAGUACCAAUGACUUUGCCAAAGGAGUUUAGUAUAGCUUGUUUAGCUGUCUUAGGGAUCAUAUUUGUUAUGCACUCGCCAAAUUGUCAGAGGGCAAUUGCUCUUAAAGGUGCUGUGUCCUUUUUUAUGCUUCAGUUUGGCAUAAAGGGAUGCCAUCGUUGCAUAAUCUACACAUUUCUGUCACGUCGGUUCUGAGGUCCCCCACUAACAUUAGGGCCCGUCUCUUUUACAUUUUUGUACUUGUCUUGUUGCACAAAGCAGAAAACAUACAUGAAAAAAACACUGUUCUUAGUCUUGAAUGUAUAAGGCAAUAUUAUUUUCAAAUGUUUGCAAUUCAAUCCAAGGGAAGGUGCCAAAAUGGGGAAUUAUGUUCUGACUGACAAAGCCGGGGAAUAUUUGUUGAUGUGGUGACAAUAUAUUAUAGAAAUAGACCUAUGUUAUAGAAAUAGACCUAUUUUAUAGAAAUAGACCUAUGUUAUAGAAAUAGACCUAUUUUAUAGAAAUAGACCUAUGCAGGUGAUAUGUUGUUGUAAAUAGUUUUAAAUGUCCUUGAAAAACUGCAUGGUACAUUAUAACUACAAUACAAAACAUAGAUAGAUAUAUAGAUAUAUAUUUUGAGGGUAAAGAUUUGAGGUUGAGGGGAAGAGGGAGGGGGGAAGACAGGUCUUAUUAUCAUAAGCACUUGAUUUAGAAAAGUGUGCCCCGCAGUAAAAAAUACCUCUGUUUAUGCUAUUCAUGCCUCUUUAGCGGAUAGAGGCGAAGCUAAUUCCCAGUUCUUCAGUGCCCCUGCAACUGUGGAAUCAAUCAUUGAAUCCACUGAAGGAAUACAAUUUUGGCCUAUCCGGAUCAACCCAUUUCCCCCUGUUUGUACUUACAGUGUCACAACUUUUUUUCCCUCCCCAAUUUGGCCGACAAAUACCCUGGCCUUGAUUAACAAAUACCCUGGCCUUGAUUAACAAAUACCCUGGCCUUGAUUAACAAAUACCCUGGCCUUGAUUAACAAAUACCCUGGCCUUGAUUAACAAAUACCCUGGCCUUGAUUAACAAAUACCCUGGCCUUGAUUAACAAAUACCCUGGCCUUAAUUAACAAGUACCCUGGCCUUGAUUAAGAAAUACCCUGGCCUUGAUUAACAAAUACCCUGGCCUUAAUUAACAAAUACCCUGGCCUUGAUUAACAAAUACCCUGGCCUUGAUUAACAAAUACCCUGGCCUUGAUUAACAAAUACCCUGGCCUUGAUUAACAAAUACCCUGGCCUUAAUUAACAAAUACCCUGGCCUUGAUUAACAAAUACCCUGGCCUUGAUUAACAAAUACCCUGGCCUUGAUUAACAAAUACCCUGGCCUUGAUUAACAAAUACCCUGGCCUUGAUUAACAAAUACCCUGGCCUUGAUUAACAAAUACCCUGGCCUUAAUUAACAAAUACCCUGGCCUUGAUUAACAAAUACCCUGGCCUUGAUUAACAAAUACCCUGGCCUUGAUUAACAAAUACCCUGGCCUUGAUUAACAAAUACCCUGGCCUUGAUUAACAAAUACCCUGGCCUUGAUUAACAAAUACCCUGGCCUUGAUUAACAAAUACCCUGGCCUUGAUUAACAAAUACCCUGGCCUUGAUUAACAAAUACCCUGGCCUUAAUUAACAAAUACCCUGGCCUUGAUUAACAAAUACCCUGGCCUUGAUUAACAAAUACCCUGGCCUUGAUUAACAAAUACCCUGGCCUUAAUUAACAAAUACCCUGGCCUUAAUUAACAAAUACCCUGGCCUUAAUUAACAAAUACCCUGGCCUUGAUUAACAAAUACCCUGGCCUUAAUUAACAAAUACCCUGGCCUUGAUUAACAAAUACCCUGGCCUUGAUUAACAAAUACCCUGGCCUUAAUUAACAAAUACCCUGGCCUUGAUUAACAAAUACCCUGGCCUUGAUUAACAAAUACCCUGGCCUUGAUUGACAAAUACCCUGGCCUUGAUUGACAAAUACCCUGGCCUUGAUUAACAAAUACCCUGGCCUUGAUUAACAAAUACCCUGGCCUUGAUUGACAAAUACCCUGGCCUUGAUUAACAAAUACCCUGGCCUUGAUUGACAAAUACCCUGGCCUUGAUUGACAAAUACCCUGGCCUUGAUUGACAAAUACCCUGGCCUUGAUUGACAAAUACCCUGGCCUUGAUUGACAAAUACUCUGGUCUUGAUUGACAAAUACCCUGGCCUUGAUUGACAAAUACCCUGGCCUCGAUUGACAAAUACCCUGGCCUUGAUUGACAAAUACCCUGGCCUUGAUUGACAAAUACCCUGGCCUUGAUUGACAAAUACCCUGGUCUUGAUUGACAAAUACCCUGGCCUUGAUUGACAAAUACCCUGGCCUUGAUUGACAAAUACCCUGGCCUUGAUUGACAAAUACCCUGGCCUUGAUUGACAAAUACCCUGGCCUUGAUUGACAAAUACCCUGGCCUUAAUUAACAAAUACCCUGGCCUUGAUUGACAAAUACCCUGGCCUUGAUUGACAAAUACCCUGGCCUUGAAUGACAAAUACCCUGGCCUUGAUUGACAAAUACCCGGGCAUUAAUUGACAAAUACCCUGGCCUUGAUUGACAAAUACCCUGGCCUUAAUUAACAAAUACCCUGGCCUUAAUUAACAAAUACCCUGGCCUUGAUUAACAAAUACCCCGGCCUUGAUUAACAAAUACCCCGGCCUUGAUUAACAAAUACCCUGGCCUUGAUUUACAAAUACCCUGGCCUUGAUUAACAAAUACCCUGGCCUUAAUUAACAAAUACCCUGGCCUUGAUUAACAAAUACCCCGGCCUUGAUUAACAAAUACCCCGGCCUUGAUUAACAAAUACCCUGGCCUUGAUUUACAAAUACCCUGGCCUUGAUUUACAAAUACCCCGGCCUUGAUUAACAAAUACCCCGGCCUUGAUUUACAAAUACCCCGGCCUUGAUUAACAAAUACCCCGGCCUUGAUUAACAAAUACCCCGGCCUUGAUUAACAAAUACCCCGGCCUUGAUUAACAAAUACCCUGGCCUUGAUUUACAAAUACCCUGGCCUUGAUUUACAAAUACCCUGGCCUUGAUUUACAAAUACCCUGGUCUUGAUUUACAAAUACAGCUGCUGUCCAUAAACGUGUCAAAAGCACCAUGAGGAAAAGAGAACUGUAAAGCUAUGUUCCAUUCCAUCUCGUUUAAUAGUGGAUCUCUUUUGCUUCUCUGCCCUUUUCAUCUCUCUCACACUGUUGCUUGGGUAAAAUCCUUAGCCCCAAACUACAUUGUUUGGUGGCCUGUUAAGGUAUUGAAUAAUCACCAACCAUGACAACUCAAUAAUGAAGCCUUUUAUUUUGGUAGAAUGCUGUGACUUAAACUCCAUUUUGUGGUACACUUGUGGCCACUAGAAUUAUCUUCAACUCAAUCAAAAUAACCUUCAAAACUGCUGGCUCCUGCUAUUCAAUGUCUUUGCCUUUGCAAUGUCAAUGUUGCGGAAAAAUUAGCUCUGUGCUUUUGUUUUGUUUAACUAUAACAAAAUGAACAAAUCUCCCAUAUAAAAGUUUCCCUUUAUAGAUAUAUUUAUUUUGAAGUUCUAUUUUAUAUAGUAUUUAUUUAGAUGCCAACCUGUGUUUGUGAAGAAAGCUCAUGUCGAAAUGGAAUGUACAUUGACAUUGGAAAUAUAUAUUGUUAAA